Chrysemys picta bellii (western painted turtle) is the source of this 2691-nucleotide messenger RNA. RefSeq names its product ADP ribosylation factor like GTPase 8B (gene ARL8B). Gene Ontology annotation, molecular function: GTPase activity; GTP binding. Gene Ontology annotation, biological process: protein transport; anterograde axonal transport. NCBI's taxonomy places the organism in Eukaryota, Metazoa, Chordata, Testudines, Emydidae. Gene Ontology annotation, cellular component: lysosomal membrane. The record is from RefSeq and is a predicted model, not a curated record.
CCCCCGGCCGGUGGGUGGAGCCGAGCCGUCAUAUGACCGCGGCGCGGCGAGCAGGGCAGCGUUGGCCUUGGCCGGAGCCGCAGCCCGCGAGUCGCUGCCGGAGGGGCCGCCAGCCGCCGCGAGUCCCCGAGGGGCCGGAGGUAGCGCUAGUGCCGGAGGGUCCCGGCCCGCUUCGCCGCCACGAUGCUGGCGCUGCUGUCCCGGCUGCUGGACUGGUUCCGCUCGCUCUUCUGGAAGGAGGAGAUGGAGCUCACCCUGGUGGGGCUGCAGUACUCGGGCAAGACCACCUUCGUCAACGUCAUCGCGGUCAAUUCAGUGAAGAUAUGAUUCCUACAGUGGGCUUCAACAUGAGGAAAGUUACUAAGGGUAAUGUGACGAUAAAGAUCUGGGAUAUAGGAGGGCAGCCACGAUUCCGAAGCAUGUGGGAGCGAUAUUGCAGAGGCGUUAAUGCUAUUGUAUAUAUGGUAGAUGCUGCCGAUCGUGAAAAGAUAGAAGCCUCUCGAAAUGAACUGCAUAACCUUCUAGACAAACCACAGUUACAAGGAAUCCCUGUUCUAGUACUUGGAAACAAGAGAGACCUUACUAAUGCUCUGGAUGAGAAGCAGCUAAUUGAAAAGAUGAAUCUGGCUGCUAUUCAGGACAGAGAAAUUUGCUGCUAUUCAAUUUCUUGCAAAGAAAAGGAUAAUAUAGAUAUCACGCUUCAGUGGCUUAUUCAGCAUUCAAAAUCUAGAAGAAGCUGAAGUCUUCCUGGAAUCUCCCAGCUGGCCAUAAUCUCAGAAUUGUCCAAUCCCUCCAUGAUGAAUUACUCCAAUAGUCCUCUUGUAUCCAAGAAAUGGCCUUUUUCAGUUCAUUUCUCAUAUGCACUGCUGAAGACCUAUAUUCCUGUUCCUAUCACAAAAUCAACUAGAGUUGUCAUGAUAGUCAGCACAAAAAAGUUUAUUUUACAGCCGUCUAAAGAGUGUGUGUGAGUGGCUGGGGGCUUUUAAAAAAUUAUCUGUACCAUAUUAAAUCAGAGUACAUUUCUGUUCUGGUCUUUCUGGGCCAGAUUUUUAUAUUUGAUUUUCAGAAAAUGUUAAAAUAUUUUAUUUCUAGUGUUUAGUGGCUUGAAGAUGCUGACACUGCACAGCAUUAAGAUUCUAGUGCCAUAUAAGGCAUUUAGAAAGCAUCCCACGUCACACUUAAAGGUUAACUUAUUUUUAAUCUCACAAGUGCAUGUGAGGUGCAUAUUGUAAGAUUUAGAAAUGGAAACUGUCUGCAUAGGGGAGCACUAGGUCAGCAUCACUAAUUCUACAGAUGGGACUUUAUGUAGUCACUUUUAGACACCACUUUUCUGAUGAAUUAGAAAAGCCAAAUCUUGUAUUUGUCGAGAUCAUUACUUGUAUCUGCCUUUUUGUUUAACAUUUUAUGAGGAUGGAAAUGGAAUAUUUUACUAACAGCUUUCAACAGUUGGAGUAUUCUAGCAGACUAAACAAAUUGCUAAGAGCAUUGCUUUGCUCACAAAUGCAUUUUUCUAUCUCCAGAUGCUUUAAAUGAUCUUUGUCUGAAACACCAGAACAAAUCUGAGUUGCUGCAUGAUACUCAAAUAACUUUAUUUUGGUAAUCAGUGAUACUGUUGACUUCAGCACUGCACCUGUGGAACUGUCAAGUCAGUGUCUCUUAUUCAUGGAAUAGCUGGGCACAGUUUCACCUGGUGCUAUGGAAUAUCUAGCUAUUGUGACAACUCUAGACAUGCCUGCUUUCUCAAUGUAAUCAUGUGCAAAGUCUACAGGUUGUAAGUUUAAAUAUUUCAUUGUGUCUCAAAGCACAAGAGCCAAUGAAUUGAUCCUAUUUCUUGAUUAGCUUCUACAGUAUAGAGAAAUAUGUAUAAACUAAAGAUUGUAACAUGUCUUUGUAGCGAUACUUUCUCAGUGACUUCAGUAUAUUUAAAGGGACAGACUCAUCAAGACUAGUUUGUGCAUAUAGUAAUGUUAAUGUAGCCCACUGUAGUGUACACAACUAUGAUACACCUGCUUGUGUUGCCUCACACUGUGUGUGAUUCUUUUAAGCAGCACCUAAACAUAGAUUCAGAUGGUGCAGUUUCAGAGCCUUCAGUUGUGAACACUUUCGUCCAUCACGUAAUUAAGACAAACCAGUUUUAAUUUAGAUUGCUAUGACCUUAGUGUUCUGUACCAACUACUGCACUGUGCGCACACUACAUGUUGUCUUCAUUCAUAAACCCAGCUUGUAUUUUAGUUUUGUCCUUUCAUUCUCUGAAGCAUGGUUUCAAUUAAUCCCAUACUAGUGUUGGUGCUGUAGAGAGGGGUAUAUUAACUUGCUACUGUAGUCAUUAGUUCACCAUGAACUGCUACAGUUACUUUAUUUAGCAACUUUGCUUGUGCCUAAAAAUAAGGAAAUUGAACUAGAAUGUGUGAAUCUUUCUGUGGGGACCAGGUUACUGUUUAGUUAACUGGCCUAUAGCUGAACUUGAUGUGUUUGGUGUGUAUCUACUUGACUGCUUUUAGAAUUUAUGGCAUCCAAACACUACUACCAACUGUUAACCUGUGCAUUAAUCUCUGCAUGUGAACAACUUAUAUAAUUACUGAACUUUGUAAAUAAGUGAAUUUUUUUAUUUAGAUGGAUGCAUAUUGUUGGUUUACUGCUCUUCAGCUUUAUUCAAUAAACUUACAUUUUGAGGGUUGUAUUGACACUUAC